CCCGCGCCUCACGUCCCGGGAUAGCCGCUCCCUCCGCCUCAGGUCCCGGGACAGCCGCUCCCGCCGCCCCCCGCUUCAUGUCAAAAUGAUAUGUGGAUAGAAAAAGAACUCUAUAACUCGCAGAGUAGUUAUAUGAGCAGGUAUGAAUUUAUUUAGCACUGAGGCUCAUGGGGGAUAUCUCCUCCAAAAAGCAUGCACACCUUUUUAGGUUUGGCUUUCUCCUUUUAUCCUUUACAAACUAGGGUUGCCCAAUACGCUUAAUACAUAUUCAUUUCCUAACCCCGCCUGUCCUUGCUUCAUAUUACAAUUAGCUCCACGCCCCUUUGCAGCUGCACACUGGUCGUUUCUGGUCAGUUCAGUGGUCGUUUGGGGGGGUCUUUGAGAUGAGCUCAGCAAUUUUCUCCUUAGCUGGACUCUUGUCUUUUCGCACGUGCCUCUUUCAGUCUUUUGACCACCUUUUAGACUUUGAAUCCGUUCCUUCUGGCUUAGGGAUCCAAGGAGUCUCCUUAUCCUGUGGUGCCUCAGUCUUUGCAUCUUGUUUGUGUGUUCUAGCUCUUUAUCUUAUCUUGCAGUCUGACACUUGUCCUGUUCUUGUGGAGUAGGGUAUGUUUUUUGUCAACUCCGCCCUUCUUUUAGCCAAGCAUUUCUUUAUAUUUAAUUCGUAAUUUCUACAUUUCAACGGGACAGCCUCUCUCCUCCGUUGAGCGCUUGGCAACCGGCACAACGAACGAUGUGUGCGGGAAGAUGCCGGUUGGUGUCCAGGCGCUGGAAAGCGCGAGGGCUGCAAGGAAGGCGAAUAAGGAAGGUGCUUUGCAGCCACAGCUCGUGCGCGAAGCUUUCAGACUGCAAGAGGAAGGUAGCUGCCGCUCGCCCGCUUGCUGAAUAGACGCUAGCUGUCGUCUGGAAGAAGAGCCAGUCUUAAAAGCACAGAACUUCAUCUAGAACAUAAACCUGACGAUUGGGGAUAGCAGUAUCAUCAAGUCACUCCAGGACACACAGCUUCCUUGUGCUGCUGCCUACUGCUCUUGCUGCUCUCUGCGGGAACUCUUGCGCUUUCCCUUAGGCUCGGAGAUGCAGAGAAACGCCCUGUGCAAGGCAGAAGCCUGCCACACCAACGGUGUAUGAGAGUGGUGCAAGUGCAUGUUUGCCUAAGUGGCAGGGGUCAGCUGCACAAAUAUGUGUGGUCCUGGCGCACGUUCGCCUCCGUCGGACGCAGUGGAAAAGCUUUGCGCUUGCACCAAGACCAAGAAAGGCAGAAGGCGGGACUGCGGAGCUCGGAGAAGGUACACCGCAAGAGGCGAGCCUCUUUCGGCACAAGCAGCGUUCCAGAGCGCUUGGCAAGCGGCACAACGAACGAUGUGUGCAGGAAGACGCCGGUUGGCGUCCGGGCGCUGGAAAGCGCGAGCGCUGCAUCAAGUCCCGGGAGAGACGCUCUUGCUGCCCCCAGCCUCACGUCCAGGGUGUCUUCCGGCAGAGUGCAGUCCCUGCUUGGCCGGUGGCUGCUUGGUGGCCUCGGUGCUGCUCUAUAUAGUCAGUAUGGCUUCCUGCAGGCCUCCCCACGACCCCCCAGCCCUGGCUCAUGUUGCUGAAUCAAUAAUUCUUCAUGACCCGUCAGCAGAGCAGGGGUCUCACUGUGCGAAAGGGCCUUUUCCCAGUACACUUGGGGUCGGCUUUUGCUCCCAUCUUGGUCCCACACUGCUGCCUUGGAAUCGGAAUGAAUUGUGGAGUAUCCCAAACUGGAAGGGAUACACAAGGAUUAUGUCCAACUCCUGUCCCUGCACAGGACACCCCAGCCAUCCCACUGUAUACCUGAAAACAUUGUCCAAACACACCUUGAUCUCUGCCAGGGCCGGGCCCUGGGGACCCUGUUUCUGUGCCUUCCUUGCCCAGCUCCAGAAGCUCGGGAAGGCUGAUUCCAGGGGAAAGGGCAGCUGGUGUCCAUGGGUGGAUGAAGCAAGCCCUGUGCUGGCAAGAUUGUGCAGGCUCAGAGCCUUAGGCUGCAGCUCAAUGUGUAACACAAGCAGGUUUCCACCCUGUGAGGCCUGCAAAUGGCCCCACAAGAACAGGACAAAGGAAGGGUGUCACAGAAACUGGCCUGGCUUGGGGCUGAAGGAGCUGCAGGGAAUAUUUCCUGGGACAACUCAGCUUCCCCUAACCCUCCACAAGCCAACAUGGCUCCCGAUGCACCAAGUUCUACUCCCACAUAGACUGUGCCUGGCAUUGUUUACUUAUUCAAUUUAUUACUUGAUUCAAUCUCCUGUUGUUUACGUAUUUAUCCCAUUAUGUCUUUGUCCCGAACCUGUCACUGAGUGAAUGCUGAGCCCUGACCUGGCUGGGGGGGUGUGCCGGGGGCAGAACAUGCUCUGGGUACAGGGGAACCCCCCCACUUCUUCUGGCUGCUCAGGAAUCCAGCAGCUGGGAGCUGGCUUGCUGUCACCACCGAGCAGGAGUGUGGGGACCAGCUGGGCUGCGGUGACCUGCUGGCAUUGCCUUACAUGGCUGCAUCCCCGGGACACCGCCAGCUGCGAGGCACUGGGCCUGGCACUGGAGCGUGGUGCAAUUCUGGCCUGGGGGGCUGCCUGCAGCACUUUCAUUGUGCCAGUGAGCUGAUGGCACUCUGUGCUCCCUGUCUCCAGCUCUGCAGUACCAGGUCCCCUCCUGCUCCCAGUCCCAAAUGCCACCUUGUGCUCUCCACCACAUUAACCCCAGUGUGGUGGUAGCUGAUGGAGGUCACUGAAUCCUAUAACACCCUGAGUUGGAAGGGACCCACAAGGACCACGGAGUCAUGCUCCUGGCCCUGCACAGGACACACCAACAAUCCCACCAUGUGUCUGAGAGCACUGUCAAAAUGCUACUGGAGCUCUGGCAACCUUGGGCCUGUGCCCAUUCCCUGGGGAACCUGUUCACUGCCUGAUCACCCUUCGGGGGAAGAACCUUGUCUUAAUAUCCAACGUAAGAAGGCACCGUGUCCCUGGCGACUGCAGAGGUCCCUGGCAGUGUCCCUCUGUGCUGAGCUGGGGGGCGUGAGAGGACAUAUAGGGCACCCGCGCUGGCAUCUCACUCCGUGUCCUGCAAUAACGCCCAGGAAGCACACGGAGAUCCUUCCCAGGUGGAGCCGUUACUGCUCCCCGGGCAGGGGCCGGCUGCAGCCGAGGGCACUGAGAACCGGUCUGACGGCGCCGGGCGGCUCUGCCGGUUCCCGCUCGCACACGGGAUGCUCCGGGAGACGGGUGGAACCGAAACGCCGCGACGGGGCCGGGCUGCGCGGGGCUUGGGGCUCGUCGCCCCUCGAAUAUAGACCCGGAUGCACGGGGUGAAUCUCACAAAUCGGCCCGGGGGGCGAUGGGGACCUGACAAAACCCCGGGCACCCCUGAGCCGUCCCGGCCUGCCGCGCUCCGCCCCGUCC
Messenger RNA from Cyanistes caeruleus (blue tit), 3407 nucleotides. The record is from RefSeq and is a predicted model, not a curated record. NCBI's taxonomy places the organism in Eukaryota, Metazoa, Chordata, Aves, Passeriformes, Paridae.